UACAAAGGGUGCUGAGCCUUGGCAGGAUUCGCCUGUCGUCUCAUGGCACGGGCUGCAGAUCGGGAGGAUGAUGCGGAUUUUUUCAGCGCUGCCAGCGAAGACGGCGCCAGGCUACCCGAGCACGAGUUGGAUGAAUGGUUGGAUGCAGCUUCUGAAGCUAGCAACGUUUCGCUGGAUUCAGAGGUUUCGGAAGAUGAAGCGAGAGAUGGUCUUGGCGAGUUGAAAGCGUUCGAAAAGCCCAGUGCUAUUGACCAAUCCAUCUCCAUCAUGUUCUUCGUGGAUCUCUCCCGCAGCAUGAGCAGAACAGACUUCACAGGCCGCCCGGAACUUCGGCGAAUCGAUGCCGUGGUGACGGUCCUCAAGCGUUUCAUUGCACAGCAGCAGUCCAUGGGAGCUGCGAUGGAUUUGUACAGCUUGGUUACCUUUGCGACGUCAAAGCAUGAGGUGAGAUUCCAUCGACUCAGAGCUUCAGAGGCAAUUGCAAAGUUGGGCUCGAUUGACUUCACCCCUGACGGAGCCAUGGUCUACGACAAGAUUGUGAGAUGCAUACGUGAGUUAGCAGUGCCGGGGCAAGUCUGCCGCGUGAUAUUCCUAUCCGAUGGCUGCCCUACAGGCCUACAGAGGCAUGUGCUACCGAGCUUUCAGGCUGUGGCAGCCGAAAAUCCCCAUGUCAUUCUCCACUGCAUCGGUUUCGGCAACUGCGACUUUUCGAUCCUCCAGCAGUUGGCGCAGAUUGGCCGAGGGAGUUUCAACUGUGCAGAUAUGGAUAUUGACAGUCUCGUGAACACUUUCACAACUGUCAGCAAGACUAUCACCGAAACGCGGAGCACUGUGCACCGCCGGGAGCGCCACACAAGGCAGGUGGCCUUCGACAGCGCAAAGCGCUUUUCAGGAAACAAUGACAAUAUCAAGGAGAAGAAGGCCAAGGCUGGGAUGCGCACCACUCUCGUCCUACGUGGUGGACAACUCAUGAAAAGUAGAAGCAAGAAGUGCAUCGUGUAUUUGCACGACAAUCCGUUCAUGCAGGGUGGCAUGCGAUUGGUGCAUCGGUUCCGAGAUCAGGAUCUCCCAACAAAGAUGGUCGCGAAGUUCUCGAGGUAUGUUGGAGAUGAUAACUCCUGGGACUUCAUCAAAGGCUUUGCACAGAGCACGAUCCAAACUCGAAAGUUCAGCCAGAAGUUUCACGAGGCCGUGUUGUGGCGGUGCUGGGCUGAUUCCGGUGAUGACUGGGAGCCUCCUCGAAUGGUGAAAUGCACACAGUCUUUUGUCUACGAGGUGCAGGGCAUGCUUUUCACCGGAGAGGCGUUCUUGGAAGGAUCCCAGCGGGGCUUCUUGAAAUGGAUCAACAAUCGCGGUGAGAUCUUGAUCCCAGAAGGUAGUUCCAACUACAGCAUGGUCCCUGAAGCCUUUGCCCACUUCUCUUUGGAUGACAGCGGAGGCCAAAUGAUGGUAGCCGACCUGCAAGGAGUCUUGCUCGGAUCAAAGCGCGUUCACUUGACAGAUCCUCAAAUUCUCUCGCUGGAUCAAUCCUUCGGUGCAGCAGAUUUAGGAUCUGCAGCGAUGCAGCGUUUCAGAUCCAUGCACGUCUGCAACAAGUUGUGCAGGAAAUUGGGCUUGUCUUCCUUGAGCAGCAUCCCACAGCGUCCACGCACACGCAGUGCUCUCAACAACGUCCGCGCGGCGCCGACGCUGCCGGCCACGCCUCCACCCAGUGUUCCAGCAGCACCACAGCCCGAGCGCGGCCGGACGCAGAGCAGAAGCACAGUGGUGACCAGUUCAGCCGGGCGAAGCGAGGAGGAGUUUCUGAAGAUCCCAGAUCUGCUCAUUGCUGGGACGCGGGCCAAGCGGCUCCUCUUUGUGGGUGAGUAUACGCACCUCUUUACCGUGGCCGCGGCCAAGUUGGUGAAGGCCAGGCUGGGCGGCCUGGCGCCAUUGGAGUGGUGGACGACUGAACUGCGAUGGCCGGAUUCGACGCGCAUGCAGCAGGAGCUGCUGGAGUCGAAAAGCUUUCUUGAGCCCCUGGGUGUGCAAGUCUUGAACAAGGUGGAUGCCACCCAGCUGACCCUUCGAAGGCUUCCGGCGCGAGACUUGGCAGGAGCGCUUUGGGUCAUGCCGUUCCCUCGCGAUGUGCAGGCUCAGUCCAGCAGUCCUGAGAUUGCCUGUGCAAUCAAGGACCUCAUCGUGAAGUUUGUGCACAAUGUCUCCACAUUGUUGGAUCCCAACAUUGAUGGAGUUGGCGGCAAAGUGAGCCUGGUGCUGCUGGCACAUCAGCAUUUGGCUUGGAAGUUGCCAGUUCAGCUCGAGACCUGUCGUGGGACUUUUCUCCGUGAAGUCUUUUGGCUGGACCUCAUUCCAUUCCUCACCUACGGCUAUCGCCCUCGUUUCGGCGACCGCCGCGACGACCGACGCACAGCACGGCCAACGCUGAUUGUCAGCUUUGUACCUGUGCGUUGGGUGCGUAUGGCAUGGGAAGCUGUUGGGCAGAGGCAGCUGCCACCGGAUUUGUAUGCAUUCAAUGCGGGGAUGAGCGCUUGUGCACAAGCUGGACAAUGGGAGGAGGCCUUCGCCACGAGACAGAGGCCGGAGCUCUUCAGUUUCAACGUGGUGCUGCACAGUCUGCAACAGGCGAAACGAUGGAGCCAAGCCUUGCAACUCUUCCGAGACCUGCCAUUGCGACACGCUUUGCAGCCCGACACGGUGAGCUUCAACACGUUGCUGCAAGUGCUACAGCCCAAGCUUCAGAUGGAGCUCUUGAAAGAGAUGUACGACAGCUCGGUGCCGCGCACCGCACGGAGCUAUGCGGUGUUGAUGACGGGCUGUUGGGAGCGUGCCUUCAGCUUGCUGCUCGGUGAAGAUGCUUGCGGUCUUUUCUGUUUGAUUUAUGCGACCUGCGGCGAAAGGGAGUGA
Molecule: messenger RNA, 2907 nt
Organism: Durusdinium trenchii
Lineage: Eukaryota; Dinophyceae; Suessiales; Symbiodiniaceae
Source: the annotation of a GenBank genome assembly